Messenger RNA from Clunio marinus, 792 nucleotides. NCBI's taxonomy places the organism in Eukaryota, Metazoa, Arthropoda, Insecta, Diptera, Chironomidae. The record is from the annotation of a GenBank genome assembly.
AUGAAGCGUCGACAGGGAAAAGGAAAAGUAAAGCAUCGAUCAAAUCAUCGUGAUCUUCCUGAAAAGAUGUCAGAGUUAUCAGUGCAGGAAAAUGAUUCAACCGACUCAAACGAUUCUGAUGAAGUUGAAGAAAAUGGAAAACCCGCCGAUUUUCCGGUUGCAAUGUGGGAUUUAAAUCAUUGUGAUCCAAAAAAGUGCUCAGGUCGAAAGUUACUCAGACACUCUCUUAUUAAGAAUCUCAAGCUUGGUCAAAGAUUUCCUGGACUUGUCUUAUCUCCCGUUGGAGUAAAUUGCGUCAGUCCACAAGAUCGACCAAUUGUUGAAAAGUCUGGCAUCGCAGUAGUUGAUUGCAGUUGGGCAAAGAUUGAUGAAACUCCAUUUAAUCGAAUGAAAUCACCACAUCCUCGACUUCUUCCAUUUCUUAUAGCUGCUAAUCCAAUUAACUAUGGAAAGCCUUGCAAACUUAGUUGCGUUGAAGCAAUCGCUGCUACAUUUAUGAUCACAGGAUUAAAAGACGAAGCAAAAUUCUAUUUAUCAAAAUUCUCAUGGGGACAUUCAUUCCUCGAGUUAAACGAAGAACUUCUUGAAAAAUAUGGAAACUGCACUUCAAGUCAGGACAUUCUUGAUGUUCAGCAAAAAUAUUUAGAAGAUACCGAAAGGGAACGUAAUGAUAAAAAUCGUGAUGACAUGUGGCCAACAUCAUCUUCAUCAAGCGAAAGUGAAUAUGAGAACGACGACGAUCCUCUCACUUCAAAAACAACAAUUAAAACAGCAAUUACUGAAAAAACUUAA